Molecule: messenger RNA, 1676 nt
Organism: Rhineura floridana
Lineage: Eukaryota; Metazoa; Chordata; Lepidosauria; Squamata; Rhineuridae
Gene: MSC
Product: musculin
Exons: 2
Coding region: 93-713 (206 amino acids)
Biological process (GO): regulation of transcription by RNA polymerase II; skeletal muscle tissue development
Molecular function (GO): DNA-binding transcription factor activity, RNA polymerase II-specific; RNA polymerase II transcription regulatory region sequence-specific DNA binding; protein dimerization activity
Source: RefSeq, a predicted model, not a curated record
UUCUCUUGGGAGAAGAGGGGGAGAACUGGAGUGUUCUUAGGCGGGCUCCUGCUCGCCUCUCUCUCCUCCUCCUCGGCGUUUGGGGGUGGGUCAUGUCUACAGGCUCCCUGAGUGACGCCGAGGAGGUGCCGGAGAUGGACCUGAGAGGGUUGCAGCUGGGAUACCCGGUGCCGCCCCGCUCCAAGCGGCGUCCCCGAGGCGAGCCUUGCCCCUCAGCGGAUAAUUCCUCUGCUGCGGAGGAGGAGGAGGAAGAGGACGAGGAAGACGCGGAGACGGCGGGGAGCUGUGGCGCAAGCAGCAGCAAGAAGAAGCGAACCAAGGGAGCUUCCGCGGCGGGGGCAGGCAACGGGGGCAAAAGGCAGCAGCAGCCGUCGCCGGCGGGCCGGAGCGCGGCGGCGGAAUGCAAGCAGACGCAGCGCAACGCGGCCAACGCGCGCGAGCGAGCCCGCAUGCGCGUACUGAGCAAGGCGUUCUCGCGCCUGAAGACCAGCCUGCCCUGGGUGCCUCCAGACACCAAGCUCUCCAAGCUGGACACGCUGCGCCUCGCCUCCAGCUACAUCGCCCACCUUCGGCAGUUGCUGCAAGAAGAUCGCUAUGAGAAGGGCUACGUGCACCCCGUCAAUCUGACCUGGCCAUUUGUGGUUUCAGGAAGACCAGAAUCUGAUACCAAAGAGGUUUCAACAACCAACAGAUUAUGUGGAACUACAGCUUAGUUAAAGUAAGCAACACUCUUGCUGGAUAUACUUACAAACCAUCCUGACUUUUAUGGACCAAAACAAACUGAUGCAAAGAAAUCAACAUUGUUCAGUGUCUAAACGCUCUCCUUGUUUGUUUGUAAGGGAAAAGCACUUAAAAAUAUAAGGAAGAAGGAUAGAAGUAAUUUACCAAACUUUCAGCUACAGUGGUGGGUUUGGAAAAGUCUUUUAUCAGCAUCACUACCUGAAGAAACUCUUCUGAAGCUUUUUGACUAACUGAAGAUAUACAGGAGAAUAACUUUGAUAGCAUUAACAGCAUGGACCAAAAAUAUAGAUUGUACAAGCUAAUCCGAAGCAGUGUUAUUUGUAUGCCAAAGGAAAGUGGUAUUCUAGACUUGUGUGUAAAACUCAAAAUUUAUAAUAUAUUUGAUCUUAUGUUCUUGGCAGCUAUGUGAUAGCAAAACUACUGUCAUCUUAGCCAUUUUUUUUUGUAAAAAAAAGAUGACAAGACAGUUGUGCCUUCACAACCUACUCCACAAAUAUAUUAAAUUAUGUGGAUUUAAGCCAAACAUAUUCAUUCUCAUUGAAGUUUGUGGGGCUCAUCUUUUUAUAUGCAAAUAUGAGGUCUUGAGUAGGUCAUGGAUCAAAGCCAUAGAUAAGUUCUUGUUGGACUGGGGCUAUUGAUCAUAUUUUUGUACUUGAGGUGUAGUACAGAUAAUUUUCAAUGGAUGUAUUCAGCAAAAAUGUCCGAAGUUGCCUUAAACUCAAACAGGAAGCCUAUUAACUUAGACUGGGGAAAAAGUGCUAUAUAAGAAAGUGGCAAUUUUAUAAUGGUUUAAGAGAUUGGAAAGGGACAAACCUUUCCCCCCCCCCUCAAGCCUUCUGGUGUUAAUGUCUCUGUGGUUCUUUUGCAAAUGAUGUAGUAACCAGUAUUUCAAAUGUAGAUAACUCUAUUUUUAUACAUGAUAUUAAAAGCUUUGU